AAACUCUACAGUCCUGCUACAGUCUACAGCUGUACAACAGUCCUCUCUCCUCGUGUCCUCUCGUGACCAGCAGCCAGCCAGCCAUCAUGUAUGCAAGCCACAGCACGAUCAGCGGCCCCUCCAUGAUGAGACAGAGCCGCAGCUACACAACAAGCAGUCUUCCCCACAAGGCUCACAGUAUAUCAGGAUUCAACUUGAGAGGCCCUCGCAUCUCAUCUUCCCAGGUGCGCACCCUCUCCUCCGGGUAUGGAGGUGGCAUGGGUUGCAUUGACCUGUCCAACGUCCUGGAUCAGUCCCACGUGCACCAGAAUGAGAAGGCCACCAUGCAGAACCUGAACGACCGUCUGGCCUCCUACCUGGAGAAGGUCCGCUCUCUGGAGACGGCCAACACCAAGCUGGAGAAGCAGAUCAGAGAGUACUACGAGCAGAAGGGGCCUGCAGCAGAGAGGGACUACAGCAACUACUGGGCCAUCAUCAAUGACCUGAAGGACAAGAUCGCUGCUGCCACCAUCGGCAACGCCAACAUCCUGCUCCAGAUUGACAACUCCAAACUGGCUGCUGAUGACUUCAGGACCAAAUUCGAACAUGAGCUCAUGAUGCGCCAGUCUGUCGAGGCUGACAUUGCCAACCUGCGUCGCCUGCUUGACCAGACCACCCUGACGAAGGCCGACUUAGAGAUGCAGAUCGAAGGCCUGCAGGAUGAGCUGGCCUACCUCAAGAAGAAUCACGCAGAGGAGCUGGCAGCAAUGCGCUCUCAGCUUACCGGCACCAUCAACGUGGAGGUCGAUGCCGCACCCCAGCAGGACCUCAACAAGGUCCUGGAUGAGAUCCGUGCCCAGUAUGAAUCCAUCACCGACAAACACCGUCGCGACCAGGAGUCUUGGUUUAAUGAGAGGUCGGCAACACUGACCAAGGAGGUGGCCAUUAGCACAGAGACAAUCCAGACGUCCAAGACAGAGAUCAAUGACCUGCGGCGCACACUGCAGGGCCUGGAGAUCGAGCUGCAGUCUCAGCUCAGCAUGAAAGGGGCGCUGGAGAACACGUUAGCGGAGACAGAGAAUCGUUACAGCAUAAUGCUCAACGGCUUCCAGAACACAAUCAACAUGCUUGAGGCAGAGCUUGGCAACGUGCGCGCCAGCAUCGAACAGCAGGGUCAGGAGUACAAGAUGCUGCUGGACAUCAAGACCAGGCUGGAGCAGGAGAUCGCCACCUACAGGAGCCUGCUGGAAACAGAGGAGUCCAGACCAACAGGGGGCUCAAAGACCACAGUCACAACCACCACUGUGCGCAGUUCCAGCUAGAAGGUCCAACUGGCAGGACAAGCUGUUCUCCAACACACACACAAACACACACUCACACUAUAUGAAACUGUACUGGAAAAAACCUGAGGUAUGAUGAAAGAGACGCCUGUGUCAAAGUUAAAGCAUGAAACAUUUGCAGUUUAGAAGAAGAAAUACAUGAUGUACAGUGUGUGUUUGUCUGUGUGACUGGUUUGAAAAAUAAAUAUGCUGGUGAACAUGAAA
Messenger RNA from Paralichthys olivaceus (Japanese flounder), 1523 nucleotides. NCBI's taxonomy places the organism in Eukaryota, Metazoa, Chordata, Actinopteri, Pleuronectiformes, Paralichthyidae. The record is from RefSeq and is a predicted model, not a curated record.